UGGACAUCAAGGUCUAAAAAUAACAAUUUUUACGCAAACUGGGGAAGAAAAAGACCUUUUGAGAAACGUUACAUCGAUGAUGAAGGACCAGCAUUUGGUAAAAUCAGGCUGAUGGUUGGACACCUCAGAGAGUCCAUUGUGGAUACCUCCUUGAUUUCCAUUAGUUCUGAUGAAGUGGUGAGCCGUGAGGCUGUAUGCUAGGCAAAACUACCAGUGGUCAACCACGUGGCAACAGAAGGUGGAGGGGAACUUUGCCCUUACAUUUCAACACUGCAUAGCAGUGGAGAGUGGUGAUGCUGCCACAGUCAGAGAUGUGAAAGUGUAUUGUUGCUAUGUUGGAUAGAUGUGGCAGCAUGGAUGCAGGUUGCUGACAUCAGUGGGAGCAACAAUAUCCCCAGUCAUCAUGUCCCUGUACAAUGUUGGCUUCAGCACUCUAACUUCUACUGCUGCCUCUCAGCACAGGAAGGCAAUGGAAUGAAUCCCUGGUCCAUCUCUAUCACAACACAGGAGAUACUAGCAGUUUUGCCAAGCAUACCAGCUCACCCAUCACUACUAUGAUACUGGAGGUCCAGCUCUGAGGGCCUUCUGGCGGUUCCCGCACUGCGAGAAGCGAAGUUACAGGGAACCAGGCAGAGGGCCUUCUUGGUAGUGGCACCCACCCUGUUAGAUGGCAAGGAAAUAAACAACUACUGUAUCUGACUUUUAGAAGACAUCUGAAGGCAACCCUGUCCAGGGAAGUUUUUAAUGUUUGAAGUUUUAUUGUAUUUUUAAUAUUUUGUUGGAAGCCGCCCUGAAUGGCUGGGAAAACCCAGCCAGAUGAGCUGGGUAUAAAUUAUUAUUAUUAUUGUUAUUGUUAUUAUUAUUAUUCCCCAGUCAUGGGGAAAUGACAGUCAUGGGGGGAGGGGAAGCACACCCUCAUUUGAAUUCUGUCAUUCACAUGACACAGUGUAAUUAAUAUGUCAUAUGUUUCUGUUCAUCUGAGGUUGUAUCAACCUAAUUUAAAAACCUACUAAGGAACAGAUGAUUGUUAUUAUGUCUUGAUAUUUAAAACCACAGAAUUCAAAGAGGUUUCUGGUGUAGGAUGGGGGGAGCUCAAGUUCCCCACCCCGGCUCUAAAAAGUGACAAACAGCACCAUGUUCCUUGGGAUUGCACUGGUUUAACUGGUGGUAUGCCCCAUGGCAAGCAAUUAUGUGGUGGAGCAGUGGGUUUUAGGAUCGGGCUGUUUUAGAUUUCCUUCCUGCUGUGUCUCGUGGACUCAGUACAUGUUACAGUAUAUAUUUGUCUUAUUUUACCCAUGCAACAACUCUAGAGGCUAAAAGUUGUCAUUGGUUCUUCAUCUUUAUUUGAAUGAUGCUUCUUGGUUGUUAUAGAAACUAUUAUAACUGGCUGCUGCUAUGCCUUUAGUUAUGAGGGGCAAGGGAAGCUGAAGGGCAUGUAUCUGGGGCCCCUUGAAGAUCUGCUGGGUGGCUCUCAGGGUUCUGCUUCUUGGCUUGAAGCCUUUAAAGCAUGUGACAAAACAGUUUGUUUUUUUUAAUGGGCAGUUAUGUAGAUCAUAGGUAUAACUAUGUAAAGCAAAUAAUGUUUCCACAAACCUACUGCUUUUAUUUUGUGCAGGCCAGCUUGCGCUGCUUUCAUUUUAGGCUUGAGUCAACAGUCUUAUAAAACAGGCCAGUUCUUAAAUGUGAAGUGAAUACAUGUCUACAUCACUGUGACUAUUAGCAUGUCUUAGGCAACAGAACUAGCAGCUGUUCUAUGGGAGAUGCAACUUGUUUAAAAAUGCAUGUAGCUGUGACUUUAAGUAAAUUAAAGUACAGUAAAUGCAACUUCCUUUAUUUGGUGCUUGUAUUUUGUAUAUGCACACAUUUGUGGAAAAUAUCGAAGAAGUAUCUUGAAUACAUUAGCAUGUGACAGUUUUCUCUGUGCAAAUUUGAAUCCGCUGCAGCCAUCUCUUAUAUAUAAUCUCUCUGAGGCCAUGUUUACAUGCUGUGUUUGCGAUAAAGGCACGAUAGCCUCCAGGGAAGCCUCUUUAUUGUUCUGUGCAGCGUUCAUGUCUCUUCUUUGGUUUAUGGUUGUCCAGCGUAGCAGCUGCUGGUUUGUAGGGUUCUAAAGUUUCUUUUUAAAAAAACAUUUCAACACUGCUAAACAGUCCUGGACUCCAGCUGAUUUUCUGAAGUGACCUCUGAAGGAACAAAAAGAGACCGCUCCAAUUUCCUGGCAUCUCUGAACCCAGUGGAAGACAUUACACAGCUGUGAGGCACUUCUAGCCAGGAUUUUGAAUUGGCUGGUUCUCUUCUAGUAGAGCUAUUUCCUUUCUAGGUUGAAGUCCUGAUUUCUCUGGCUUCCUUAAGAUUAUUCUGUAUCAGAAAAUUUCCAACCUUGGCUUUUGCAGAUUUUUUACAUUGCCAUUCAUAAUCUUUCAGUGAAGUCAUCUAAUUUUCAUUUGUCACUUCUGAAGACAUAAAUUAGUACACUGCAGGUGCCCCUGAAACAAGCGUUGGUAAACCUUUAAGGCAUGAUUCACUAGGUUCACUUUAAAGAAGGCUUCAGUGGCCAAGCACACAAUAUAUAGUAAGCAAAGCUUUCUCAAUGAAGAAUAUGUAAAAAGAUUAGGUGUAGAAAGAACAUUUGCUUCCAUCUCUUUCUAAAAAAAAGUACAAUAUACAUUCUUGGCUGAGGGCAUCUAAAAUGAAAAUACAACGUUGGGAUUAUUACAUCCUCCAAAGAAUCUUAGUUGAACUCGUGUAUCUUAUUUAGACUUUAGUUACCUUAUUUAUCAUCACCAUUAUUAUUAUUAUUAUAUGUAUGACAGGCAACCCAAAGUUAUCUUGACGAAUGUCCUGAAGACGGAAAUAGGAAGAAAAUACAUAAAGACACAGCUUAUAACUGAUAUAACUCAUGGUGUCCAGUUGCAGUCAGAUCAACAAACCUCACCAUCUGUUGACAGUGUAGAGAUACGGCAAAUAUUAAGUCCUCUUCAGCAAAACCUUUUUAUAUCUAGAAGGCAACCCAAAGUUACCUUGACAGAUGUUCUGAGGACGAAAACAGGAAGAAAAUACAUUCAAAGGCACCUUUUAACUGAUCCUAAUCUAUCUGAUGCUAACAAGUUGCAAUCACAUGAACAGACCUCCUCAACCAUUGCCAGCCUAGAGUCAUGUCAAAAAAUAAGCUCUCAAGAAAGCAGUAUUUUACCUAAAAGGCAUGGGACAUCUCAACGAAGGCCGAAUGACCAGAAACCAUAUAAAGAUGCAGAAACUCAUAGCACUUUUUUGACUUUAAAAAGAUGUGACGUGAUUCUAGAAGACUGUAACAUAAAGAAUAAAGAAAGAGAUCGGCCAGAGAAAACAAGAAAAGAUUCCAAGAAUCUCUAUCCGGGUUUGAGGGAAGCAAGCUUUCAAAACAGUGAGAGCAGAAAAAGAAGGAGUGAUGUUUUCUCAAAUCAACGUAACAUAUAUUCCUCACCGAAAUCACCGCUACCAAGUAAAGAACAGAGAACAGAACCAAUUCAGUUACCUGGCUGCAGGAGCUCAGGUGAGAAUUGCCCGAGUCACACGCAUAGUCCUCAGCAGGAAAAUAUUCCCCAACCAUUGGAAAUGGACUGUAGUGAAGCAUUUGCCAGCACCAAUGAGAACACUGCUGCCCACUGUCCAGGGGAAAAAUGGUCCUACUCUUCUCCCAAGAGAAAGCAGCCUUCUGUCACCAGUAAGGAUGAGCUGGUUUCCCCACUCCUCAGCUCUGCUCAGAAAAAGAAAUCAAAUACAACUCUACCUCCCAAAGAGCCAUUGAAUAGAUCUGAAAGGAGUAAAAAGUCGGCUGAUUCAACUGAACCAAUUGUGCUUUCUAGUGAUGAAGAAGAGGGACCCGCAGAGACAGAAGAUCCAGAGAGAGACCUGCAGACUGGGGAAAGCCUCAAACCUGAGGAGGAGGAAAUGGAACAAGAAGCUGCAUUACCUUUGUCAGAAGGGCAGCUAUCACAGGUUGCAGCUGAAAGUGAAACAGAACAAGUUUCAGCUGAACCGCUUCAACCGUGCUCCUCUGCAGAUCAUAGCACCUUCGGCGAUCAGAUGGGUCUUGCCUUAGAUAUAAAUUUUGAAAUGAUUUAUAUUGGAAAAUAUAAAGGAAAAGCAACAGGUUGUGCCAGAUUUACCGUCAGCUACAUUCAGAUCCCAUUUGAAGUGGCUCAUAAGAAGAUUGAACUGUCAGUGGAUUCCGUGCACUUAAGAAAGUUUGGGCUGUGGAUGAAUAAAGAUUCUUCAACUUCGAGGAGCUGCAAUACCAUUUUUCUUUGGCUGUCAUCGGAUUAUGUGGAGCAGAUUGAAAAGCAAAUUGGAACACUUAUAUUAAACAAGCAAGCCAAGAAUGCUGAGUUUAUUUUUAUUAAGCUGCCUCAGCUGCUUACAGAAGAUGAUCAGGUCAUACUGAAAAAAAUAAUUGUGGAAGUGAGGAAGAAGAAUGCCUCUCCAGACCUCUGUGACUCCUUACAGUGGCAGGACGCUUUUCUGUUUCUUAAAGAUAUCCCAAAGGAAGAAAACGCCUUCCUUGAUCAUUGCUAUGAGUCAUACCAGCAGCACUUACAGAAGGACAGCACUUCAGUUCUGAUGGAACCACCCCCUCGGGAAUCAAAACCAAGCCUCAACAAGCCCAGUUACAUGCUACUGCAGAAGCCAAAUAAUGGUCACUAUUCCUUUUCCAUCACUUCGGUGCAGAAGAAUGAGUGGAAAGAGUUGCGAGUGACUGGACCCGUUCGGAACUUGAUUGUUUACCCUCCCCCACCUGCCAAAGGGGGGCUGGGUGUCACAAGAGAAGAUUUGGAGUGUUUAGAGUAUGGAGAAUUCCUCAAUGAUGUGAUCAUUGACUUUUACCUUAAGUAUCUGUUGUUGGAAAAAGCCCCCAAAGAACUUGCUGAGCGGUCCCAUAUAUUUAGCAGCUUCUUCUAUAAGUGCCUGACAAGGACAGAGGCAAGCACUGAAGAAAACCCUAAUCUUUCAAUAGCACAAAGAAGACACGGAAGAGUAAAAAGAUGGACUCGACAUGUAAACAUUUUUAGCAAAGACUACAUUUUUGUGCCUGUGAAUGAAGAGUCUCAUUGGUACAUUGCACUUAUUUGCUUCCCUUGGCUGGAAGAAGUUGUAUAUGAGGAUUGCCCAGAUCAAGGUUCACUGCAGUCGUGCUCCCAACAAUCUUCAUGUCAGCCAGAAAUUAAACAUGACACUGUUAGAACAGAAACAGUUUUGGUCUUUAAUGAUACCAGGAGUGAUAAAGAGCAGCCAGACUUAAAUAGCAACCUACAGCCCAAAGAUAAUGUUCAGCAGGCAACUGUGUCCCCAGGAUUGGAUCACAAAGCUCUCAAAAGCUCCUCAAGCACUUCUAAAAUUAAGAAAAUUUGCAAAAGGCCAUGUAUCCUCAUCUUAGAUUCCCUAAAGGCAAGUUCUGUGCAGAAUACAGUUCAGGUCUUGAGAGAAUAUCUAGAAGCAGAGUGCGAAGCAAAACGCACAUUUCGCGUGUUCGACAAAUCAACAAUGGUGGAUUUCUGUCCGAGAGUCCCCAAGCAGAAUAACAAUAGCGACUGUGGAGUAUAUUUACUCCAAUAUGUGGAAACUUUCUUCCAGAAUCCUAUUGUUAACUUUGAUCUUCCAAUGCACUUGGAGCGGUGGUUCCCUCGCCAGAUGGUGAGAAGCAAGCGGGAAGAAAUUAGAGACUUAGUCUUGCAGCUUCACUUGCAGCAGCAGAGUGGCACCAAAAGCUAGCCUGAAUUUCCUUCCAAUUUUGCAAAAGAACUUUGUCCCAGACGUACUGGAAAUCCAAUCGGCAGCAUUUGUGCUUCCAUUCUUGCAGAGAAGAAAAACUGCAGAUAAAAUUCAUUGUGAGAAAAUGGAACUGCAUAAUAGCAAUUAUGUAACUUAAAGUAAAUAUUUGUGACACCGACCAAUUUUAUUUGGAAUAUAGAAGCAGCAUAACUGGAAUGUGCUGCAGAGAUGGGGAAACAUUUUAGCCCUAAGGGGUUCAUUCCUGGUUUCCAGAUACAUCUGGAACUGUGUGAAACUACAUGAAAGGGAGACAUUAAUAUCCCAUUUUAGGUAGGGAUUCUUCCCAUGUGAUGUCUUAAAGUCAUAGUGUGUGCUUUUGCAGACAUCUCUCCCAUGUCAAAAAUGGUAUUGUUGAACAGAUGUUUAUUCUGGUUACUUUGAAUAGGACACAAAUGCUACUGGUCUCUGUGUUUUUUUGGAUUCUGACAUACCUUGCUCUUUCUUAGGAGUCGACAUGCCUAAAACCUUGCUCUGUUACAUUUUUGGAAUUCAAGAGUGGAAUGUAAAACCAUUCCUGAAAUUUAGAAAGAGGUGCUCAUUUUUUUCCUGUGUCUGACUUGAUCACUUAAACCAGAUUCAGAGCUGUAAUCGUUCUCUGCUGUGCAGCAGUUAAAACGAAUGCUAUGAAUACUAUGUAUUUCACUAUAUAAUAAUAUAAGGCCAUAUGGUCUUCGCUGUACUGGAUACAGUUGUAGCUUACAUCUGACAGGGCAUCACCCUGGCAAGAGUUCUUUUAGUGUUUCAGUAAUCGUAUUUGUUUGUGGGGAGUGGGGAGAGAAAUGUGAUUGUUCAUCACUUUGGCUAAAAUCCUAUUUUCACUUAGGGUGAAGCCCAUGUAGCAUGAGCAGGCAUUUGCUCGUGCAAAGGGGCUUCUCCUUCUUCUGCUUCCCCAGCCGCCCACUCUGUGAUUCUGUGACAGAAUUUGUGGUAUGUGAGUGGCAGGAACUGAAGGAGAAGAUAAACCAUUGCACAAUCAGGUGGGCACCAUUGGUUGUCACCCUUACCUACAAGUUAAGUCCCACCGAACAUAAUGGGACCUAGAACCAGGUAAGCAUGCGGAGGGUUACGUUGUGAGUAAUGUAACCAAAUUUUGUGGAAGGGGAAACGCCUGGUUUUAAAACAGGCACUGUUUUACUCAAAAGACUCAGUUAUUCCAGAGACAUGGCAUACUUUGAAAAGCCGAAUGCUUGUGAUUCCGCCAAGUACCUCUACAAAAGCUAAUCAUGCAAGAGGUUCAGCUGAAGUAAAAGUCUCUGUGUUGCAUUGUCAUACAUUUAAAUCGGGAUUGAACAUGUAUUUGAUAAGCUACAAGCACUGACUGAAAAAAAAUGUAGCUCUUUUUUCAGCAAAGAUGUGAGUUUUCUCACAGGCAUGCUUCUGCCAUAAUUCAUAACAGAAGGGAAAAGAUACCUGUUAGAGAAGGGGGUUUUAUUUUUAUUUUAGUACCCAGUAGGUAAAUGAGUAUACCAUUACUGUGUUUGAAAAGUGUAUUUAAAACAACAGCUACCCAGAACUCCUAUAUUAUAAACUAGAACCACCACUAAUGACUUGGGACAAACAAAACAAAGCCCCGGAAACUUGAAGUGAAAAUGUCUUUUAAGCACAGAAAUACUUGUUUCUUGCAUUGACUACUGAAAUUGUAAUGGCUAGAAAGUUCAAAUACUUUUGAAGACUCACGUCGCAUACCCUUUUUUUCUGCAUGAGAUAACCGGGGGGUGGGGGGCAGACUACAUACACUGCCUGUUUUGAACAUGGCAAGGUUGUGUAUUUUGCUCUGAUUACAUGUAUUGGAAAUUCUGUUUCAAAAUAUCUGGAUCACAGCAAAAUAGACAUUUGAUGUUGCCCUCAAAUAUACAUUUUCUGUAUGCACAUAGUAGUUAUCUUUUAAAAAAAAAGUACGUGUGAAGUGUGGCACUGAGCCAAAACAAGUGUCACAGAAAGAAGAAAAGGUUCCUUAGAAGUUACUUUGCUACGGUGGUACCUAGCAGGGGCACUUGACAUAUAUUUCUUUGCCUAUAGCUGUUAUAAUUGGAUUUUCUGCUCACAUUUCUGUUUAAAAUACUCCCAUGUCCUUUGCCAUUCAAAUGUGAAUCGUCUUGGUGUAACUUUCAUGGGGCUUACGUGUUUCGUGUUCAGCCGGAUCUUCAUUCUUUCUCAUAUGGGCUCCACACUGUCUUUCUCUCGUGUAUUAUUGACUUGCUUCAUAUCAAUGAGAAUAUCAGAGGAAAGAAGAACCAUCUCAGCCCUAGUAUAUAUACAAUACAAGGUGAUAAAGCUUGCGGGGCCAUCUCCCCCAGCAUGGAGAUCUAAAGCAUCUCAGUAAGAACCCAGCAGCAAUAAAUGCCUCCAAACUUAUUUAUUAAUUAAGAAUGGUCACAUUGUUUAUACUGAAUGGCAUAUUGGAGUGGAUGGGUGUUUAAUUAUUAUAAAUUGUAAUGUCCGUUUUAAGUUUCUUCCAUAAAAUUACCUGCCUGUUUUGGAUCUUGAGUUCAUUUGUAUGUUUGUUUUUCAAAUUAAAAGAAACAGCAACUUUGUUAGAACAAAUUUGUUUGUUGCAUUUUUUUACCCUUCCAUUCGCUCAGCAUCAUAUACAGUACAUGGUUCCCUACCUCCUCUCUUAUCUUCACAACAAUCCUGUGAGGUAAUAAUUUGGCCAGCUUCACAUGACUAAACCUGGGUGUCCCUAGCUGUCCAGUUGUUUGUCUCGUGAGACUAUGGAAGAGUGUGCCUUCAGGGAUGAAGUCAAACUGUUGGAGAGUUACAGCGCCUGUUGUGGCUGUUGAGACCAAUACAAGAGAGGCAUGCUUUGUUACAGCUGGGGCAGAUGAAGGCGUGCGGUUGUGCUGAUGCAUGUCUGUUGUUGUUGUUUAGUCGUUUAGUCGUGUCCGACUCUUCGUGACCCCAUGGACCAUAGCACGCCAGGCACUCCUGUCUUGCACUGCCUCCCGCAGUUUGGUCAAACUCAUGUUCGUAGCUUCGAGAACACUGUCCAACCAUCUUGUUCUCUGUCGUCCCCUUCUCCUAGUGCCCUCAAUCUUUCCCAACAUCAGGGUCUUUUCCAAGGAUUCUUCUCUUCUCAUGAGGUGGCCAAAGUAUUGGAGCCUCAGCUUCACGAUCUGUCCUUCCAGGGAGCACUCAGGGCUGAUUUCCUUAAGAAUGGAUAGGUUUGAUCUUCUUGCAGUCCAUGGGACUCUAGAUGCAUGUCUACCAAGACAUUAUACCAUAUUGGCCACAUAUCUUACAUGCACACAAUUAAGGGUUUUUUUCAGUUUUAGUUUUAAGUUCAGUUUGCCCCAUUUUCCACAUCAGUAUGCAAACUAAAGUUUUGCAUGCAAUUGUCUAUAAGGAUUGUAUAGCUAAAAAAGCCAAUGCAAUUAUGGGCUGCAUCAAUAGGAGUAUAGCAUCUAGAUCAAGGGAAGUAAUAGUACCACCACUGUAUUCUGCUC
Messenger RNA from Zootoca vivipara (common lizard), 9251 nucleotides. The record is from RefSeq and is a predicted model, not a curated record. NCBI's taxonomy places the organism in Eukaryota, Metazoa, Chordata, Lepidosauria, Squamata, Lacertidae.